This is a messenger RNA of Clunio marinus, 624 nucleotides long. The record is from the annotation of a GenBank genome assembly. Lineage: Eukaryota; Metazoa; Arthropoda; Insecta; Diptera; Chironomidae.
AUGAAGCUUUUACAUUUGUUCCUUGUUGUGAUUAUUGCUGAAGAAGUUUUCUCGGGUGAUGGAAAUUCUUGCUCAAGUCCAUCCUUGUCGUUCAGCCCAAGUGACAUUGCAAAUAGAUUUGACGAUAUCAAAAGCUACAUCAAUGAUGUUGCAACGCAAGUUUUACCAUUUUUCCAAGGCGCUGAUAUCGCUGAUUUCGUUGGAACAAAUCAAGAAAAAUCGGAUAGUGUUGCUACCCUUUUAAAUGACAUUGAAGCUGUUCUUUCGAACAACGGAAUACCAUCUGAUCUAGGAAAAUUCUUGCCACAAAUUAAUGAUAUAAUUUUUAAUAUACAAUCAACUGGAGAUCAGAAGAAAAUUGAUGAAAUUAUAGCAUCAGUAAUUGUUGGAACCGAAAUUCUAGAAGAUAUUUUGCAAUCAAUUCUUGCUCAAAUAGUAAUUGAAACUAAUGCUUCAAUUGACUACUUGAUUCUCGUUAUAAUAGGACAGGUUGAUCCUGCCGAUUAUCCGAUUUCUUGUAUUGCUAAAGCAUUAAUUGAGCUGCUUCAAUUUUUUCGUUUCACAAAUGUAACGAUUGAAAACACUGCUAUUGAAACCAGAACAAGUAUUCAAGCAUCGCCAUAA